UGGCAGAACUUCAUAAAGAUAACAUGCAUCGAGCAAUUAAUAUUGGACAAGGAGAUGAACCAAUCACUAAUGAACAAGCUCCAAGCAGGGAAGAAGUCAUGAAAAUGUCAGGAUUGUGCAGAUCAAGACUGAGGACCCCUGUUGUUCCAUACAAUACAAGUCAGUAUCGAAGUGUCAUUGCACCACCAACUGCUCCCAUUUUAGUCAAACUUCCCAAGCGACUCAGAUUCAUUUAUUUUUGGGCACGCACUCGGAUGGUGCAGAGAGGGCUGAUGGUUUGUCUGGUAGUGUGGAUUUUUCUGGUGCUAUAUAAACUGGGAAUUGUGGACCAUCUGACUAGCAACACUACGAGUUUAACACCAGUCAUUACUGAACAAGUUGUUCGUCCUAUACUUUUAACACUGGGCAUGGUCAACCAAACAGUGUUACCUGUGGAAAACAAACAGCUGGACUCCUCAGAACAUCUCAUUACUAAUGGAAUUCAAGGUAGUGGUGCAGAUUUCAAACUUUACCAUCAAAAUCCAGAACUGUGGCGAUCACUUCCUCCUCAACAUUGGUCAACUCUUUUUGGGUACUAUAACAUUUCACUCUCUGGAAGGUAAU
Messenger RNA from Limulus polyphemus (Atlantic horseshoe crab), 603 nucleotides. RefSeq names its product sterol regulatory element-binding protein cleavage-activating protein-like. The coding region runs from base 24 to 602 and encodes 192 amino acids. Gene Ontology annotation, cellular component: Golgi membrane; endoplasmic reticulum membrane. Gene Ontology annotation, molecular function: sterol binding. NCBI's taxonomy places the organism in Eukaryota, Metazoa, Arthropoda, Merostomata, Xiphosura, Limulidae. The record is from RefSeq and is a predicted model, not a curated record. The transcript has 4 exons. Gene Ontology annotation, biological process: SREBP signaling pathway.